This is a messenger RNA of Lactuca sativa (garden lettuce), 2128 nucleotides long. RefSeq lists its product as uncharacterized. The record is from RefSeq and is a predicted model, not a curated record. Lineage: Eukaryota; Viridiplantae; Streptophyta; Magnoliopsida; Asterales; Asteraceae. Gene Ontology annotation, molecular function: cyclase activity. Gene Ontology annotation, biological process: sesquiterpene biosynthetic process.
AUCAAAAUUUGUUAGUAAUUUUAAUCACCUAAUUAUAAGCCAUAUAAAAGAUAAGGCACCUGUAAGUCAUUGGUAACAUAUAAAGGUAAACUAUGUCAAAAAGAAAUCUUCAAGGACUGUUUCUGUAAAUGUUCCCGUCAACCGAUGAAUGUGCCACCUUUUUAAAGGUAUAAACCGGUGGAUGGAGAAAAAGCAGUACACCAAUGCAGCACAACUUUAGACAGCAUCCUACUGCCGUCCACCUGCCCAAUCCAAACUCUUUUUCCUGCACCAAACAAAGAAUCUGCGAAUUGCAAUUUUCUCUCUAGAUUUUCACCAAUGGAGACAACAAUGAACUCCAUUUAAAUUGCGUAAUCAUCCCCUACAGUUUGUGAUACACAGUUUAUCCGGUAAGGCUGGAAGGUGAAAUUUGGGAGAAUCAUGUUGAUUUUCGAUGUGGUGAUGAUAUUCAAAAGAAUUUGCUCGGUCGAUUUGUAUCCAAUGAUUCUCCUUCAACAUAGAGCGACUUAGAGAUUGGCUGUGUGAAGGUCAAAAUAUGACGUUGAUGACUGAAAACAGUGAAGUUCAAGAUGAUGAAGAAUCAAAUGGAUCUAAACUCAAAACUCAUGUUCCUCUAGAUAUUAAAACCUUCAACAUACCUCAUACAAAUGAAGAUCCUCAACUUAAUGACAUCCACACUUCUCCAAGCAACAAAAGAGAUAAUUCAUCACCUUUAAAUUUGCAACAAAUUGUCAGCGAAAGGGAUCGACUCUCACACAUCAUACGUCGUCCCAAUAAAAUCAGCCAUGGUUUUCAGCAAAUCUUGUCCAGAAAACUUGAUCGAGAAUACCUUCAGAACAUGGCUAAAGAAUGGAUAAAAUCCCCAAUUAACAUAGUUCUCUUGAUCUGGAUCAUAUGUGUUACAAUCUCAGGAGCAAUUUUGUUCCUUGUCAUGACAGGCAUGUUAAAUCAUCUCCUUCCAAAAAAACACCAAAGAGAAACAUGGUUUGAAGUCAACAACCAGAUCCUCAACGCUCUUUUCACUCUCAUAUGUCUAUAUCAUCACCCUCGUAGGAUCCACCAUUUCAUCCUCCUUCUAAGAUGGAAAACACAGGACGUUUCAAAAUUGAGAAAACUAUAUUCCAAAAACGGAACUUAUAAACCACACGAACGUGCACACAUGGCGAUAGUCAUCUUCCUCCUUAAUCUCAACUGCUUCGCACAAUACGCAUUAUGUGGCAUAAACGUAGGGUACACCAGAUCAGAAAGACCAGCAAUCGGAGUAGCAAUCACCAUCACCGUCGCAAUCGCCGCCCCUGCUUUUGCCGGCGUUUACACCAUUGUUAGCCCGUUAGGUAAGGAUUACGACACGUGUCCCGACGAAGAAUCCCAAAUCGAAACCAGAUUUUCAUUUUCUGAAACUAAUCCAAAAUGGAGCGGAGGUGUUCUUGACAUCUGGAACGACAUUUCCGUUUCUCAUCUCUCGUUGUUCUGUGGGUUCUGCGUUUUCGGGUGGAACAUGGAGAGACUAGGGUUUGGAAACAUGUAUGUUCAUACGGCAACGUUUCUUCUAUUCUGUUUGGCGCCAUUUUUGAUAUUUAACAUGGCAGCGAUUAAUGUGAAGAGUGAGGUUGUAAGGGAGGUUUUGGGGGGUACCGGAGUGUUUCUGUGUGUGUUUGGGUUGCUUUACGGUGGUUUUUGGAGGAUUCAGAUGAGGAAAAGAUAUAAUUUACCGGCGAGUAAGUGUAAGUUGUGGUGUUGUGGGAAAGGUGAUGAUGUUAGUGAUUGUGUUUCAUGGCUUUUUUGCUGUUGGUGUUCUCUUGCUCAGGAAGUCCGUACGGCUAAUCUGUAUGAAAUUGUUGAAGAUAAUGGAAAAAGCUCAAACAGACGGGUGGCAGCUGUGGAAGAUGCAAUUUUGGAACCACCAUUGCGUUGUUUUGUAAACAGAGAAGAAGGUGAUUAAGAAGAACAUAUCCUAAGGAUUAUUUAAACAAAUAUUGUUUAUAUUUCUAAAAGUUUUCAAAGAUGAAAUAUUGAGUAUUUUUAAUUAACUCGCAUAACCUUUUUUAUUUUCUGCUUGGUUUGUAAAAGGAAGAGGCUACUCUUUUUUUGUUCAUUCUCCUUUUAUAGAAAUGACUGAAUUACAAUA